Messenger RNA from Periconia digitata, 1736 nucleotides. NCBI's taxonomy places the organism in Eukaryota, Fungi, Ascomycota, Dothideomycetes, Pleosporales, Periconiaceae. The record is from the annotation of a GenBank genome assembly.
CCCCCCCCACGUCAGAUUCACCUCUGCCAGUGGAUCCCAAAGCUGAUCCAUAAGUAGACUCUCGCUUCCACCUCUGUCCUCCCUCUGGUACUUACUCCUCUGGGGACCGCCGUCUUUCUCUCUUUGUUUGCAUCUGCACUUGCCUCUGCCUUGUCUCUCUUUACAUAAUAAUAACCAUGUCUUCGCCCGAACCCAUCCCACCGCCCAACGACCGACGCGGCUCUCGCGCUUCCAGCAAUGCCGAUAUCUCAGUCCAAGACGGGAACGGCGUCAUGGUCGGUGGUCCUCCUGGCAGUCCCUCGCCGCUUCAAAUCAGAGCUUCCAACUCAUUAAACUCGAAGAACCGAAGACGUCCCAUUGCUAAGCAGCCCCCCGAUGUCCACCUCCUCGAGUACUGCCACACUCCCGACAGCAACCUCGUCUGUCUCAUCUGCCACUCUCCCUUUGACAAGCCCGUCAAGCUGCUCUGCGACCACUACUUCUGCCGCCAAUGUCUCGAGCAUGCAUGGGCUGCCCAGCAGGACGGUGAGAAGACGUGUCCUACCUGCCGUAGCAAGGUCGAUGUCGACAAGGACCUCCGUCCCGUUCCAAGGAUCAUCGAGACCAUGUUGGACGAGCUGGUGGUCAAGUGCCCCAACUCCAAGUCUGGCUGCGACUGGUCGGAUCAGCGCGCCAACGUUCACGAUCAUGUCAUGCUGUAUUGCGUCUACACACUAGUACAGUGUCCAUCAUACGACUGUCGCCUACACAUCUCCCAGAAGGACUUUCACAAGGGAUGCCUGCAUUAUACUGUGAGCUGUGAAAACUGCCACACUUCAAUGAUGAUGAAGGAUCUUGAGGGACAUCAAAGGACCGACUGUCCCGGGCGUUCAACCAACUGCCCCCACUGCUCUGCUGAAGUACUUCGCCUCGACUUUCAAGCACACGUCAAGGAAGCGUGUCCCAAAGUCGUUAUCCCGUGCAGCGGCGCCGUACUGAGCUGUACGUUCACCGCAGAGCGAGCUGAAGUUGCUUCACACCAGGAAACUUGCGUUGUGGCUAAGCUAGCACCUCACUUCCAAGAACAACAAGCUCGCAUCGAACGCAGUGAGGCACGUCUGGAACCUUUAUCCAGAAGGGUCGGCAUACUCGAGGAUGGUUUGUCGAAUAUCACAAGCAUGCUGUAUCCGGCUAAUAGUGAACCUUCCCUCCCCCUCUCCGAGCCCUUGGAUCCCACCAGCCUCGAGGCGUUCCCCCCUGCACAUCUCACCGCUGCUUCUGACUUUCGUUUGUCACCCAACCCAUUUCCAUCUGUUCCACAAAACGAUGUACCUCAAACCACUCAGCCUCCUUUUGACUCCCAGAUUCACCAUCUUCUCACCAUGCACGAUUCCCUGCGCGAGGAGGUGUCCCGUAUCACCAACGCCCUCGGGGAGCUUGAUGGGCGUACCAACAUGAUGAUUAUCAACGAGAGCCAAAGGCAGAAGGACGAAAUGUUACACACUAAUGCAGCCAUCAACAGUAUGCGGAUGCAGUUACACUGGUUGAUGAGCGCAACCCUUUCCAACCGUAACGCUGCCGGUAGUUCCACGGCAAGAGCAAGCGCGAGUACAGCCGCCGCCAGCGGCAGUGCCAACAGCGCGACCCGAGGGGCUAGUGCUAGCGCCGGUUUGGGCAAUAGGGCAACUGCAAGUGCAACGUUGCAUGCUCCGUUGCGCCGCUUGAGCGAUUCUACGAGGCAAGACACCAAGCUGUGA